UGGGGACUGAUGAGACAAACUAAUAUGAAAUGCUUAACAUUUGUUUCACUUUGAUUUAUUCUCAGCAUCAGGGUAAUACAUGCCCCAGUCAGGGGCGGACUGACAACUCAUGGGGCCCCCGGGCAAUAGGGGAUCAUGGGGCCCCUGUGUCCUUGCCCACACUCAAAUCACACAAAAAAAGCCUAUAAAAAGGUACCAGGGGCAUCGCAUGGGGCCCCCUACUGAACCCGGGCCCUUGGACAGUGCCCAAGUGCUCGAAUGGUCAGUCCGCCCCUGG
Molecule: messenger RNA, 277 nt
Organism: Staurois parvus
Lineage: Eukaryota; Metazoa; Chordata; Amphibia; Anura; Ranidae
Source: the annotation of a GenBank genome assembly